AUGGAUAAACUUUCAGACUCACUUCAGCGUGAUAUCAACAAAUUACAAACCGAUUACCACAAAGCCAUUGAAAAAGAAUUAGGUAACCUGGAUAUUGCUUAUCUCCGCAAAAUACAGGCAAAUUACUUUCAAUGUGGUUUAAAGUGCUGUGAAGAUCCUGAUGCCUCUAUUACUGAAGUGCAGCAUUGCGUAGAAAGGUGCGAAGUCCCGUUAAGUAAAGCACAUGAAAUAAUGCAAUCUGAGGUCUCCUCGUUCCAGGCAAGAUUACAACUGUGUGCUUCUGAGUGCGCCAAUCAAGCGCGGGACAAGUUACCUUCAAAUGCAACUGAGUCACAGCUGAAGAAUGCUCAACGUGAAAUAUUAGCAUGUUCCCAAAAAUGCGUGAACAAUCAACUAUCAAAGGGGCUUCCAGCCCUUCUUAUUCGACUAAAAGAUCAAUUGCAAAAGUUGAAGCAAAAUCAAAUUCAUAUCGCAAAUUAG
This is a messenger RNA of Schistosoma mattheei, 480 nucleotides long. The record is from the annotation of a GenBank genome assembly. Lineage: Eukaryota; Metazoa; Platyhelminthes; Trematoda; Strigeidida; Schistosomatidae.